Molecule: messenger RNA, 6704 nt
Organism: Orcinus orca (killer whale)
Lineage: Eukaryota; Metazoa; Chordata; Mammalia; Artiodactyla; Delphinidae
Gene: INSYN2A
Product: inhibitory synaptic factor 2A
Exons: 4
Coding region: 2694-4121 (475 amino acids)
Biological process (GO): inhibitory postsynaptic potential
Cellular component (GO): postsynaptic density
Source: RefSeq, a predicted model, not a curated record
AUACCAAUAAUUUUAAUAGACUCGUGUCUACUAGAUCCAUGAACAACUAAAAGUAGUCUUGAUGAUACGAAAAAGGACAAUUAAGUCCUCCUCUUCAUAUUAAGUGGGUUUUCUAACCUGCCAAUUACAGCUUUCCAUUUUCUUCCCAGAAUUAUACAUCAUGUGGAUCACAAACCCCACUGUCCCUGGAGCUUGCCAGCUUCACGCUGCCACCUGUGGCUCAGCUCUGUUCUCGGCAUGCAUUUAUGCAUUUAUGUUUAUCUGUUUUCACUCAUGGUCCCUAAAAAUUUAGUUUUCCAUUACCACCAGCACAAUUUCAGGAUGCCCUGGCAGCUUCAUUUACAGUGACACGUUUAAGAGAUGGAAGACAGAUUUCGAUGUUAUGCAUUAGCAAUAAAGCAAGAUUUACAGAAAGUUGCCCAGACCACUGGGAGAGAUUAUUGAACCCCCAGUGGCAACAGCUCAUCCCUGGAGGACUACGUUGCAGGCAUCCAUGGCAACGAUCCCUCUCACCUGGCAAUGAAUGUCCCCAAGUCCUACACAUCCCCAAUAUCGUUUCCCUUCCAGGCAGAACAGGGGUUACAGGUUUCCCAGCUGCUCACACAUCACCUGGCAAAUCUCUCCAGCCAGCCCCACCAGCGCCACUACCAGCCAGAGAAGUAAACAGGCUGAAAAUGAGCCUUGAAGAAUCUAGGUUAAGAAAGGAUAAUAAAGAGCACGGUGAGAGAGUUUGGAUCCACAGGUUCUGGAAUCCCUUCCUGGGCAUAUCUGGACGCCAAGGAUUGUGGAGUUGUAUCCCAAAGGAUGAGAGAAAAGGAGAUUUCAGGAUGCUUUUCUUGUGUAAUGUCUGGAAACAUCACCCCAAGCAUACAUGUACAGACAAAUAAAGAAUUUCGUAUAAAGUGAGUUAUAAAGAACUGACACUAUAUAAAGCAUGGAGCUAGGCUCAGUUCAACUCAGUGACCAAGGACCCAGCAAUGGCUGAGUCCCAGGCACAGGGCUGGUGCGUCAGGGAUGAGCAGGCGGGGUGUGUGCACCAGCAACUGUGUCUGAAGAGGUGCUUGAGUGAAAGGACGACACCAACUGUCCUCCCAAUUCAUUCCCCAGAACCUGGCACUGCCCUCCGGUCUACCAUUUCUCUGACCUUUCUUGGGAAAUAUUAAGUCUAAUGAACGUGGCUACUUUCAGGCAUGUUCAAAGAGAAUGAACUUCAAGCCCCAAGCCUGAGACAAUUUAGGGAGCCAGGUGACCCGCAGCUAGCUGGCUGUCUCAUCGCAGGCACGGCACCAGGUCCUGCCAGGAAUUAGCAAAGCCCUUGGGGCCAGGUGCUUUGAGCUCAGAGGACCCACUCAUAGGUGGAUUUGGGGGGGCAGCGGGUGUAGCUCCUUGUGCCUCCCCAAGCGAGCUCCACUCUGGCCUGAAACUAACGCAGCAAGCGCUCUGGCCUGGCAGGUGGGUGGUGAGCGUCAGUGGAGGGGGAGGGUCUCGGUUAGGAGCAGCGGUGGCGCCGGCUCUGGAGUGUUCCUAAAGGUCAGCGGGCAACGAACGCCGCAGGCAGCCCCACUUGGGUCCCCAGGCCAGUCGCAACGACCCUGCCGGUCAGUCUCCACUUAAGGGGGGCUGACCCCGGGUUGGGCCCAAGGCAACGCGCCCCUGACCCUGGCCUUCACUGGGCAGCAAUCCGCAGGUGAGGGGGCAGGCGCCUACCCCCCGCGCUCCUGGAUUUCAAAGCCCCGCUGGGCUGGGUCGGCCGGCACAGCAGGCGGCCAUCGCGCGGGGUCCCCACCGACCCCUCCCGGUAAAAACCUAGGGGGCCCCACCCUCCAGCUGCUCCGGAGGCGGCUCCAGCUCCAGGGUAGGCUCAACAAGUUCCCGGGCCGCGCAGCGCCGCCUGCAGCCCAGAAACCACGAGGACGCGCCGCGGUAGAGCCCGGCGCGCAGGCGGCAGCCGCCGGCGGCUCUUUCCACCUCCUCCCCAGGCUCGGGCGUCGGCGGGCGGGGGCUCCUGCACUCCCGCCCGCUCCGCUCCCUCGGGUCCCCCCACCCCACGCACGCGGCCCGGUCCGGCCCCGCGCCGCCCCGGCUCCCGCCCCGCGGGGCCCCGGGCUCCGCCCGCCUCACUGCCAGCCGGGCGCACAGGCGGCGGGCGCGCGGCUCCGGCGCCCUGUCCUCCGGCCGCCCGGCUCGGCGGAGUAGCUGGGACCCGGGGGCGGCGGCAAGGACUUCCCUCCCGCUGCCUCCCCGUCUCCGCCCCCGCCUCCCGGCCUCUGCUCCGAGAUCUCGCCGGAGACAAUCGCAGUAAAUGAGGACAUCGGAGGAGCACGGAGCCUGGUGGCUGUGGCUGCCUCCGCCGCGCCGCGAGCCAGCGAGCGCGCGGGCAUCCCCGGAGCCGGCCAAGCCGCUGCCUCCCCGCGCGCGUCGCUGAGCCGGGCCAGAGGGACGCGAGCUGCGGCGCGGGGGCCGGCCGGGCCGGGCGGGCCGGGCCGGCGGCCGUGGAGGGGGCGGGCGGCGGGCGCGCAGCCGGCCAAAUCUCCGGAGCCGAGCCUUCCUCCGCGCGAGCCCGGCGAGCCUCGCCGCGGAUGCUCUGCCCUGAGUGCUGCGUGCCGCUCCAGGCUUGCCCGGGUCCGCGGUGAGACAUGCCCGAGCCCAGCGCUGCACCGACCUCGACUUAUCUGUAAGCAGCCGAAGGAACCAUGGUCAGUAAGGAACCCAGCAAAUGCGCACUCACGACCUCGGCGAGUGAAGUGGAGCCUGCCGCGUGCCUGGCCCUGGAGAUGAAAUACGCCCUGGAUCCCAACCGGCAGAUUAAGAAGCGUAAUAAAGCCCUGCAGGUGCGGUUCAAGGAUAUCUGCGAGGCGCAGAACGAGCAGAGGGACACGCAGCUCUCCUCGGGACAGCUGGGCGACAAGCCGGCGUCCUACAGGGCCACCUACCGCAAAUACAUGACCGUGCCCGCUCGAAGGUCCAUCCCCAACGUCACCAAGAGCACAGGUGUGCAGACCUCACCGGACCUUAAGAAGUGUUACCAAACUUUCCCCCUGGACCGCAAGAAGGGGAAUCUCAAAGGCAUCCCAGCCGCGGAUGCCUUUAAAAGUCAAAACAAUGGGUUUGUAAUUGAUGCGAAAGAGAAGACUGAGGAAGGGCCCGGGGAGGAGUCCCGGCAGUGGGGCGCGGACCGGGUUCAGAAGGCGGCGGCAUUGGUUUUCCACUCCGAUGAGCACGUGAACGCGCUGGGCCAGCCCGCCGGGGUCAACGGCGCAGAGCCAUGCAGAACCCCCGACCUGCACCGCUGCCCAGAUGCUCCUCUCCAGAACUCCACUCGUCCUCCCUCCCAAGAGCCCGAUUACCAGCUGCACGGGAAAGCAAAGCACGACCGGGCGACCCCAGACGCCGAGGAACCCGCCGCAUCAGCCCAUGGGACGGUGUUUAAGACGGAGGUGGCCACCGUUUACGCACCUGCCCCCGGCGCUAGGGCCCCCGAGCUGGCCUUGUCGAACUCCGCCCCCUCGAGCGAGUGGUCCCUCUGCCCCGUGGCCGACCAGGAGCAGAGGAAGGCCUCACAGGCCAAUGGGCUCCAGGCCCCGCCCGGCGCUGCCCUGGCCUGCUCGCCCCCGACGCAGUGCCUGUCCCCCGAAUGUAGUGAAGCGUCCCUGCAGACUCAGGCCCCCCCGGCGCACGAGCACCAGCCUUGUCCGACAGCGCUCGCCGUGGGUGAAGAAUGCCAACAAAUCGUGCCUCGUGCGGAAGUGGUCGAUCUGAAAGCACAGCUUCAGAUGAUGGAGAACUUAAUCAGUUCAAGCCAAGAAACCAUCAAAGUGCUCUUGGGGGUCAUUCAGGAGUUGGAGAAAGGAGAGGCCCAUCGGGAAGGGCUUUCAUAUCGGACUGGGCAAGACACAGCUAAUUGUGACACAUGCAGGAACAGUGCAUGUAUUAUCUAUAGUGUGGAGCUAGAUUUUAAGCAGCAAGAAGACAAACUCCAGCCAGUUCUGAGGAAACUCCAUCCUUUCGAGGAAACUCAGGUCGCACACUCGCCUUACUCUCAGGAGACUUACUCAACUCCCAAGCAAAAACCCAAAACUGAAUCUAAAAAGCACGGAAGAUGGAAACUCUGGUUCCUUUAAAACUCAUGGUGUUUGGAGUUAAAGGCCGUCUUUAAAACCCACUGGAGUUCAAAGUAAAUCCUUUCCCAAAACGAAUAGGACGGAGUGAAUGGUGGCUGACUCGUACACCACCCGUUCUCACCCUGCUUACCAAAAAGGCCUUUGUAACAGAUCAACUCACAGAAGCGAAGUAGUACAUGUCACACCUUGCCAGCUGUUCUUUGCAGUUCGUGGAUGUGGGAUGUAAAACCGGAAACGAAACUUAACAUAGUCAAAGAUGAUAAGUAAACUUUCUAUGCCCGCACCCCAGAUCAGCAAGGAUUACAUUAUCAACCUGCAGAACGGCAGGCUGUCACUCUGUAACACAGCUAAAACUCAUAAUUAUUUUCAAGCCUUUAUUUUUUUUUUAAUACUGAGAAGAAAAAGGAGCCCUUACAUUUGCAAAGGACUUCAUUUUUAUGUUUAAUUUUGCAAAUAAGCGGGGGGCGGGUGCCAUUUUCAGCACAUCCAAUUCCGGAGAAAGCACAAUUUUUUUCAAGUGGUCGGAGACCAUGAAUAAUCUCUAAAAUGUGACUGUAUGUAUAUUUGCCUCAUGUGCUGUAGCGCUAAGCCAAGUGACAUCUCAGCGUCACGCUGACACCUCAAAUUCAGCGUUUGUUUCAACUCCAGACCGGUGACGUGCUUACUGCUCACCCUGCAAAUGCCCGGCAGCCAGGAGUCCCCCAAAGUCAGGACAUGCCUUUAAUCACUGCAAGUUGACAGGGUCAGAGCUAUCGGACACUAAGCUUUCGCAGAUCUCAUUUUUAAUCUUUUGGUACCCAAAGGCCAAAUGAUAAAUCCUGGCAAGAAUUUGAAAACACACGUAGAGAGAUACACAGCAGAUAAUACAGUCACCAAUAAAUCACAGGCAUUCUCUGCCACCGGAAAGUGUUUCUGUGGAUCAAUCUCUGAGACACUGUUCAUCACGAAAGCGCAGCCAGACAUUUUAUACGAUUCGUUACGCUUUGUAACAACUGUAGAAGAUCUGACCAUCUCAAAGAGAAACCGCGUGCUUAGUUUAGCUGCUACCAACAAACCAACUAACGUCACCUACAUUUAACCUAUUAGUGAGUUGUACUAAAUGACAUACCUAGGGGAAAGCUGUGAAUCAAAUGUUUUUAGGUCUUUUUUAAAUAAAUCGUGACACUUCGAGUUCUCUUUUGAUUACACAUUGCAAUAUAAAUCUUAGUUCCUUUAUUUUUUCACUCAUUCCUUUGCACCUUUGCAAGUAUCUUUUUAUAGAAAUCAAAAGCCCCUAGUCUAUUAAGGACUCUUGUCUAUGAAGUUUUGGCUUUUCACAGUAGGAAGUAGGGAUCUUCUUUCGACUUUUUUUGGUUCAACUUUAAUUUUGAGUCGUUUGUGAAUGUACAAUGAAACCGAGUCUUCUGGUCUCUGUCCAACCGUUUCUUAUCUAAUCUCGUGCUCACACGCACACCUCACUGACCAGAUGCCAAUAAGGUGGUCGGCCUUAGUGAAAGGAUCUACCUGCGUUUCUCAGAUUGGAGCUAUUUCUUGCCACGCAUUUUCCUCCUGACUCAAUAGCAAAUCUAUUUUCGUUCUAAGUGUUUUGAUUCUAGAAAGACCUUAGUGGACUUGAAAAAAAAGUGACAGGAGUAUCUCAUGUAAGCAUUCUUUGGGGAUUACUCAAGCUAUACCACAGAUGUGUGCUUUAAUUAGAAGAAAAACACGCAUCUUUUGUGGACAUGAUACAUGAGGAUACAAAUCCUUGAAUAUCAGUUAACAGAAUUGAGAAAUAUUUUUGCGCAAGAGGAAGGCUAAGUUGAUCCUGUACCAUGAAGGAAGUGCAAUUGUUUCAUGUAGAGAUAAAAUUUAAAAAAAUGUGUUUCAUGUAUUUUCUACUCUUUUUAACUAGAGUUAUAAAAAAUGUUUGCAACAAGCUAUCUCUCCUUGUGUUUUCAAAAUCCCGACUAUCUCAGUGAAUUGAAAUAAGGGUGUUAGCAGCUCUCUGCUUAGUACCAUAAUUCCAUCUAAACAAGAGGACAUCUAGUAAACAAAGUAACAUCACUGUUUGAAAGCAGUCUAGACAAAAAAAAAAGUUAAUAUUUUCAGGAUCAAAAAGGAAACUGAAGAUAAAUUCCUAUUUAAAAAUGAAACUGUCUUCAGAAUAGAAAAAAAAAUAUUUUCAAACUCAUUUCAUAGUUUAACUGCAAUGUGUCCUAACAGAUGAUGACUCUUCUCUUAGAAAGAUUUAAGUAAAAUCUUUGAUACAAAACCAAGGUAAAAAGUACCAUGUUCCCUCAUAUGUAGAUGUACACAUGGCAUUACGUAUAGAGAUUAAAUUAUUAUACUUGUCACUAAGUUCUUUAUUAAUUUUUAAAUAAAAAAAAAUCAAAGGUCAUGUUUUGUGUGGCUAUUAAUCUUAUCAAUCGUGGUUUCAAUAAUUUGGUAAAAAAUAAGUAAUCUGAGGGAAUAAUAAUAAAGGAAAGAUGUUCAGGCUGAAGAGAACUCCAUUGGGUCUUUGGGAGAGGAGAAGGGCCGUGGGCACUGCCUACUGGCCUGGUCUGGCUGGGGAGGGGGCAGGGCUGAAAUCCAGCUCAAACUCAG